This is a messenger RNA of Serpula lacrymans var. lacrymans S7.9, 827 nucleotides long. RefSeq lists its product as uncharacterized. The coding region runs from base 96 to 335 and encodes 79 amino acids. The transcript has a single exon. The record is from RefSeq and is a predicted model, not a curated record. Lineage: Eukaryota; Fungi; Basidiomycota; Agaricomycetes; Boletales; Serpulaceae.
AUGUUUAACCCUAUACUGGGCGUAAACUUCAGGUAUUCCCAUCUCUCCUUGAAUGUCACGAAAAACUUCCAUCUCGUCACGGCCCUCCAAAGCCCAUGCGUCUUUCAGGACAAUGGAAAGCGGCGGAGGAAGGAGGUCGAGUUCAGGGAUGGGUGAAGGUUGGUAAGUGGGGAAAACGGGGGAUUCAUCGUUGCGAUCAAUUCCUUGCCAUUCAAGCUGCUCGGAGCCCUGAUCCUGAUUGCCUGCUGUGUGAUCAGAGUGUGACUUGUGGCGCUUGCUGCUUCCAGUUUCGACGACAGGUUCGCGUGAUCGUUUCCCAAUAUUUGAGACGUUAGAGGUUCGAUUAGAAGAGGGUGCGACGCCUUCAGUGCGCAGGCGUGAGGUGGAGGUGGAGGUGGAGGUGGGAUAUCGAGAAGUGGAAGUAUGUAUACUCGGAAGGUCUAUGAUAUCGCUGGGUGGAUCAUCGGAUAUCUUUCUCGCGUCAUCGACCUUUCGCAAACUGUAAACAUGUGUGACACGGCCCCGUAUAGAUUGCCGACGACAGAGUAAGCCAACGACCUCGUAAAGACCCCAGUUUGGGAUCAAGAAGUAGUGAUUGUUCCGCGAUGGAUCGAUCCCAGCCUUCGAAUCGUUUUCCCAUGAUAGUAUGCCCACUAUGCCCUUUACAAAAGCGGUAAAGCCAUCCUCUGUCUCUAGACUCAGUGCAGGGCUGCAAAUUACGCCAGAUCUUUGAUAGAUGCAGAAUCGAACUUCGGAAGUUUUGUAGUUGAAGCCGAUAAUCAAAACGAAGUAACGGUUCUCGUGAGCAACGAAGGUGCAUCGUGCGU